Achroia grisella is the source of this 1097-nucleotide messenger RNA. RefSeq names its product dnaJ homolog subfamily B member 13-like. The coding region runs from base 57 to 1076 and encodes 339 amino acids. The transcript has a single exon. Gene Ontology annotation, cellular component: cytosol. NCBI's taxonomy places the organism in Eukaryota, Metazoa, Arthropoda, Insecta, Lepidoptera, Pyralidae. The record is from RefSeq and is a predicted model, not a curated record. Gene Ontology annotation, molecular function: protein-folding chaperone binding.
CAUAAAGUUUAUGUGAAUUAUUUUAACGUAAUUAAUAUUUUAUAAAAUUAUACCAAAUGGGGUUUGAUUAUUAUGGAAUAUUGGGAGUAAAAUGGUCUUGCAAUCAACUUGAAAUUAAACAAGCAUAUCGUCGCCUUGCUCUCAAAUACAAUCCUGAGCGUCAUGAUAAUGAUGAGAACAUGAAGCGAAUUUUCGCCCUAAUUGGCGAAGCUUAUGAAGUACUAGUAGACCACAAAAGAAGAGCUGUAUACGACCAAUAUGGUGAAGAAGGACUGAAACGUGGAGUUCCAGGACCUUCAGAGUAUAUACAACCUUACUCGUAUCACGGAGAACCAUUGAGAACUUAUCACGAGUUCUUUGGAACCACUAAUCCUUACGCGGAUCUACUUGAUUACUAUGAGAAUCCACCACCUAUGUUUGAGUCUCCAUUAGGAAAAGGCUACAAAGAAAAGGAUCCAACUAUAGUAAGACCACUCGCUUUGUCACUGGAGGAAAUAUAUAAAGGAGGCUUGAAGAAAAUGAAGAUACAACGACUAGUGUUUACAGACGAGACGUGUUCACAAUUAAAGCUACGAGAAAAAGUAUUGUCCAUACCAAUAAAGCCGGGUAUAUAUCCUAAUACAGAAGUGAGGUUUAGGGAAGAGGGGGAUCAAGGGCCCACAAGGAUCCCAGCUGACGUUAUAUUCAUUACCGACGAUCGUCCACAUGACACUUAUAUCAGAUCAGGCCUAAGUGAUCUUUUAACGGUACGUAAUGUUAGUCUGGAAGAAGCCUUGUGUGGAAUCACAAUUACGUUGAAAACUUUGGACGAUAGAACAUUAAGAAUUAAAGUAGCUGACGUGAUCACUCCUACUUAUGAAAAGAUUAUCGAAGAUGAAGGUCUACCGAUACCUGCGUGCCCGGCUAAAGCAAAAGGUAAUCUAAUAAUUCGGUUCAAUGUCGAAUUCCCUGAUUAUCUGUCAAAGAAAACCAAGAAAGCUUUUGCAGAUGCCUUUAGAAUAAAGGAUGACGAGGAAGAGAAAUUCCAGAAACUAACAUGUGGAACUUUGUCCAGUGUGUCUUUACGCGACGAUUAGAUAUCGGUGUAUGAAUUUUGU